Molecule: messenger RNA, 1433 nt
Organism: Xenia sp. Carnegie-2017
Lineage: Eukaryota; Metazoa; Cnidaria; Anthozoa; Malacalcyonacea; Xeniidae
Product: myb-like protein X
Exons: 4
Coding region: 214-1269 (351 amino acids)
Source: RefSeq, a predicted model, not a curated record
UCAAAAGAAAUUUCUUAUUGAAAUUAUCGCGUUGUUGUACGGUCCCAGCUAAAUCGCUUUAAUUCGACAUGAAAUCUCUACUUAUUUCGUUGGCUUUUAUUGUCGUGAUGACUUUGUGUGAAGGACUACCAUUAGGUGAUAGCUUGACACGGAUCGAUGAAGAACUGAACGAGCAGAUGGGCAAAGAUUUCGACGGCAUGUCUGUGGCCAUGAAUGCUGAAAGUUCAGAAAGUGCGGACGUCAGCACGACCAAAAAAACCGAGUAUCGUCGAGUCUCGGUCCAAACAAAGGGAAUCGAAACAGCAGGAAAACAAACCUGCAUCACAGGUCGGUUUGUACGAAUCGAAAAAGGAAGAUGACUUGACGGAAAAAAGGCCGCAACAAGCGAAAGGCGAGCUUGAAGUCCCCAGUAAUGAAGAAUCUACCGUUGAGGAAUCUUCGAGAGAUAAUGAAAAGAUCCAUGGAAAAAACAGUGAGCAAAGAAAUGAAAAUCAAAAGGACAAUGUCGUGGAAAAGGAUGGUGAAAACGAGAACGAGAACGAUUCUGACGCUAAAAAUGACGACGAAUUAAAAAGGAAGACUGAGGAAAAGGAUGACAGUAAAGAAGAUGAAAUUGAUGAAACACAGAAACAAGAUGAGCAAAAAGAAAGCGACGAUGAGCAAAAAGACAACGAAGAUGAGCAAAAAGACAACGAGAACGAGCAAAAAGACAACGAGGACAAGCAAAAUGACAACGAAGAUGAGCAAAAUGACAACGAGAACGGACAAAAAGACAACGAAGAUGAGCCAAAAGACAACGAAGAUGUGCAAAAAGACAAAGAGGAAGGGCAAAAGGACAACGAAGAAGGGCAAAAAGACAACGAAGAUAGGCGAAAGGACAAUGAAAAUGUGGAAGAAAAAGAAAGAAAAAACGAAAAGAAUGAGAAAGAAAGAAAGCUGACCGGUCAGCAACUAAAAAACGAAAAAGCAAUGAAUGCUAAGCGUUUGGGGAAUUUCUACGAUAUCUAUCCUUAUCCAUUAUGGCCCAUAGAUUACGGCUUAACCUAUCCUAUGCAAUAUCCUGGAUAUCCUUUGUAUCCAAUAUUUGUCGUUCCCAAACCCGAUGACGAAGAAGACAAAGAUAAGGAAGAGGAAAAGCCGGUGGCAAAUAACGAGAAAGGAUCGAAGAGGCAUUUUCUUUAUGGUUCACCAUCUUUAUACCGCAAUGGUUACGGUUAUGCACGCCGUUACGGCUAUCUCAAUGGACCACAUGCUUUUCCUGUUUAUUAAUUUUCCCUGCACUAUUUUUAAUCAAUUCCGUAACAUUAAAGCACACGGCAAGACUUAGUCUAUAAACAGUAGCGCGUCGCCUGAUUCCUAUAGAGAAGCACACUAUUAGCGACAAGCAUCAUGAUGAUGAUGAUGAUGAUGAUAUAAUUAAAUUUUAUUUCCUA